Molecule: messenger RNA, 1144 nt
Organism: Tripterygium wilfordii
Lineage: Eukaryota; Viridiplantae; Streptophyta; Magnoliopsida; Celastrales; Celastraceae
Product: chorismate mutase 2
Exons: 6
Coding region: 187-951 (254 amino acids)
Biological process (GO): chorismate metabolic process; aromatic amino acid biosynthetic process
Cellular component (GO): cytoplasm
Molecular function (GO): chorismate mutase activity
Source: RefSeq, a predicted model, not a curated record
GGUAACGGUUAGGGCACACUUCGUCAAGUCAACGAACCUCAGAAGCAAGUUGGUGCGCACUACGCAUACCCACCACUUUGUUCCUCUUUUCUUCGACGUUGCGAGUACCGAUUCUGUUUCUGUUUCUGUUUGGUUACCGAGAAAACGAGAAGGAAAGCAACUCUUGUUUCAGGGUUCGAUUGUUCAAUGGAUGAUUCGGGAGCCAGUAGUUUGAAACUAGAAUCGAUAAGAGAAUCCCUGAUCAGGCAAGAAGACACCAUCAUCUUCAGUUUGAUAGAGCGAUCCAAGUUUCCUAUCAAUUCUCGAGGCUACGAUGAGUCCUUGGGCUUGGUCCAGGGUUUCUCUGGCUCAUUGGCGCGUUUCAUCAUUGAAGAAACUGAGGCUCUCCAGGCCAAGGCUGGGAGAUUUCAAAAUCCAGAAGAACAUCAAUUCUUCCCAGAAAAUCUUCCACCAUCCUUGGUGCCUCCUCACGACUAUCCGAAGGUUUUGUAUCCUGCAGCUGCCUCCAUCAAUAUAAACAAGCGCAUAUGGGACUUGUACUUCAAUGAACUGCUUCCACUAUUCACUGUUGUUGGUGAUGACGGCAACUAUGCCUCAGCUGUUGCAAGCGAUCUAAGUUGUUUGCAGGCCCUAUCUAGAAGAAUCCAUUAUGGUAAAUUUGUGGCAGAGGUUAAGUUCAGGGAUGCUCAACAAGACUAUGAGCCUGCUAUUCGCACCAAGGACAGGGAUGCGUUGAUGAAGUUGUUGACAUUUGAGAAUGUAGAAGAGAUGGUGAAGAAAAGAGUUCAGAAGAAGGCAUUGGCUUUUGGACAAGAGGUCAGCCUUAACCACAAUGACAAGAAAGUGAAGUGCAAGGUUGAUCCAUAUGUAGUUUCUCGCCUCUAUGAAGAAUGGAUAAUGCCUCUUACAAAGCUCGUUCAAGUUGAGUACCUUCUCCAUCGCUUGGAUUGAAACGUUUUUAGGACUUUGUCAAAUAGUCAUUCAUAAAAGAAUAAUAAGGAAAUGCCGCUACGAGCUCAUUCAAGUUUAGAACGUACCCCUAUUAUCUUGAUAAAAUCAUUUAGGAUGUCGUCCCCUUCUCAUUGUUACAGUGUUGUGGUUGUACACUAAGUUAUAAAGAUGAUAUUUCAUGUCAUUCUUGCUA